Molecule: messenger RNA, 6199 nt
Organism: Cryptomeria japonica (Japanese cedar)
Lineage: Eukaryota; Viridiplantae; Streptophyta; Pinopsida; Cupressales; Cupressaceae
Product: disease resistance protein RPV1
Biological process (GO): defense response; signal transduction
Molecular function (GO): ADP binding
Source: RefSeq, a predicted model, not a curated record
GUGAUCGGAGAUAGAUUAUUAGUAUCUUGGAGUUCGGUAUCUGGGAUUUUGGGUUGUAUCUUUCCGUUUUAUCUUUAUUGUUAGGAAACCUUUCCCUUCAAAUCUUAGUACGGUUGAGUGCAAGAUCUGAGUUUUAGGGUUGAAUCCUCGUUAGCAAGGUUUUCUCUUGAGACCAUGGAAAGCUCUAGCAUGGAACAGCAAUACAAGCCUCCCACAACUAAGCUUACCCUAAAAAGCAAUAAGAGGUAUCAUGUGUUUCUGAGUUUCAGGGGAUAAGAUGUCAGGAAGACCCUGGUCGACCAUCUUUUUGAAGCCCUUUCCGCAGCAGGACUGAACGUCUAUAAAGAUGACGAAAAAUUGGAAAAGGGAGAAGAGAUUGGGCCGAGCUUGAAAAGAGCAAUCGAGAACAGUGCCAUACGCAUUCCUAUAUUUUCCAGAGGUUAUGCAGACUCAGCAUGGUGUCUCAAGGAGUCCGCUGCAAUGUUGAAGACCCCUGGCUUGAAUAUUCCCCUGUUUUAUCAUGUGAAUCCAACUCAGGUUAGAUAUCCUCAAAAUGACUCCAGUCCCUAUAAGCAAUCAUUUGAAAAGCACUAUGCCCAUCCAGAGCGGCACUCAGUAGAAGAGGUUAAUGAGUGGAAGCAUGCUCUUCUACAAAUCUGUGAUCACUCAGGCUGGUCCAUGGAUAUAACUCAACGUUAUGAAGCUCGAUUGGUAAAGAGGGUGGUGAAUGACCUCAUCAAGACAUUGGACAGAGUGCCAUUACAAGUUGCCAAUCAUCCGGUGGGAAUUGACAGCGUGAAGAAUGCUCUUAUUCAGAAAUUAAUUCUCAAUUCAGCGGAUGAAGUGGUUAAAAUUGGAAUAUGGGGUAUUGGUGGUAUUGGCAAGACCACAGUUGCCAAGGCAUUGUACAAUCAAGUCUAUACUGAUUUUGAAGCUGCUUCCUUUGUAGCUGAUGUCCGCACCACUGCUGCAGAAUCCAGAGGCCUGACAAAUUUGCAGAAUCAAAUUCUUGAGAAGUUAACUAAAUAUGAUGGAAAGGUGUACAGUGUUGAUGAGGGCAUAUCUCUGUUGAGAGAUCGUUUGGGAGGAAAGCGUGUGCUGCUUGUUUUGGAUGAUGUAGAUGCUGUUCAACAAUUGCAUGCUUUGAUUGGGGAUUGGCUGGACUGUCGCAGCAGAGUUAUUAUCACUUCUAAAGACCAACACAUUCUCAAUCUUGCUCAGGUCUCAUCCAAAUGCAUCCAUGAGAUUAGCGGAUUGGAUAUAGCUGAAGCCCUCCAGUUAUUUAGUUGGCACGCUUUUCUGAGAGCAGCUCCGAGUCCGAGAUAUGAAGAUCUGUCCAAAAAAAUAGCAGAAGCUUGUAAGGGGCAUCCUCUUUCAUUGGAAGUGAUUGGAUCCUUAUUGUAUGAUAAGGAGAAUGACACAGGGUGCUGGAAGGAAGCUCUUGAUAACAUCACCCUCCACCCAGAAAUACACAACAGGCUUUACAUCAGUUAUAAUGCUCUUACCGAUGAUGAAAAGGAAAUAUUCCUGGACAUUGCUUUCUUUUUCAUUGGAGAAGAAAAAACACGUCCCAUCAUUUUCUGGAAAUCCUUGUACAAGAGGGUAUACACUGCCGUUUCUAAUCUGUCAAUGAAGUUAUUGAUAAAGAUUGACGAAGGAGGUAUAUUUCAUAUGCAUGACCAUUUGCGAGAUAUGGGGCGAAGUAUUGCUGAAAAAGAGAAAGAGGGUACCCAACUAUGGGGGGUUGCACAUUCAAGCACCAUAUCAAACAGCAUUAAUUGCUCUCGCCUUCGACUCCAUGGAGGGUAUCCGCAAAGCCUAGAAAUGCUGUACAGGCAAUCCAAUGUUCGCUAUCUUCAUUUGGAGGAUCUGUCCAUGACAAAAGACACUAGCCAUGCUUCCUCCAAAUUUGAUAUUUACGGAUGGAACGUUGUCAACUUGAUACUGCAGCACUUGGACUUGGGAGGGUGUAAAAGCUUAAGUAACCCCUCUGAUACCAUUGGCUAUCUGUCACAUCUGCAGCACUUGGACUUGGAAGGGUGUAAAAGCUUAAGUGACCCCUCUGAUACCAUUGGCAUCCUGUCACAGCUGCAAUACUUCAACUUGAGAUGUUGUGAAAGCUUAAUUAAGCUUCCUGAUACCAUUGGCAACCUGUCACAGCUGCAGCACUUAGACUUAAGAUGGUGUAAAAGCUUAAAUAAGCUUCCUGAUACCAUUGGCAACCUGUCACAGCUGCAGCACUUAGAUUUGGGAUGGUGUAAAAGCUUAAAUAAACUCCCCAAUACCAUUGGCAACCUGUUACAGCUGCAGCACUUGGAUUUGGGACGGUGUAAAAGUUUAAAUAACCUCCCCGAUACCAUUGGCAACCUGUCACAGCUGCAACACUUGGACUUGGGAGGGUGUGGAAGCUUAAAUGACCUUCCCAAUACCAUUGGCAACCUGUCACAGCUGCAGCACUUGGACUUGGGAUGGUGUGAAAGCUUAAAUAACCUCCCCCAUACCAUUGGCAACCUGUCACAUCUGCAACACUUGGUCUUGGCAGGGUGUAAAAACUUAAAUAACCUCCCCUAUGCCAUUGCCAACCUGUUACAGCUGCAGUACUUGAAUUUGGGAGGGUGUGAAAGCAUAAAUAACCUCCCCAAUACAAUUGGCAAUCUGGCACAGUUGCAGCAUUUGAUCUUGGGAUGGUAUUUAGGGUUCCAUCCUCUGUUUUCUUUCUAUCCUCUCUUCAAAUCCAGCUCUAAGAUGGAACAACAAUACAGGCCUCCCACAACUAAGCUUGCCCUAAUAGGCAAGAAGACGUAUCAUGUGUUUCUGAGUUUCAGGGGACCAGAUGUCAGAAAGACUCUGGUCGAUCAUCUAUUUGAAGCCCUUUCCGCAGCAGGACUGAACGUCUAUAAAGAUGACGAAAAAUUGGAAAAGGGAGAAGAGAUUUGGCCUAGCUUGGAAGAAGCAAUCAAGAGCAGUGCCAUACGCGUUCCUAUUUUUUCCAGAGGCUAUGCAGAGUCAGCAUGGUGUCUCAAGGAGGCCGCCGCAAUGUUGAGGACUGAUGACUUGAUUAUUCCUUUCUUUUAUUAUGUGGAUCCAACUCAUGUUAGAUAUCCUCAAGGGAAUGACAGCCCUUAUAAGCAGUCAUUUCUAAAACAUUAUAGUCAUCCAAAUCGACACCCAACAGAGGAGGUGGAUGAGUGGAAGAAUGCUCUUUUGCAGAUCUGUGAUCGCUCAGGCUGGUCCAUGGAUAUGGCUCAAGGCUACGAAGCUCGGCUGGUAAAAACAGUUGUGAAUGACCUGAUCAAGACACUCGGCAGAGUGCCGUUAGAAGUUGCCAAGCAUCCGGUGGGAAUGGACAGCCUCAAGAAUGCUAUUGUUCAGAAAUUAAAUCUUAAUUCAGGGGAUGAGGUGGUUAAAGUUGGAAUUUGGGGCAUUGGUGGUAUUGGCAAGACCACAGUUGCCAAGGCAGUGUACAAUCAAAUUUAUACUAAUUUUGAAGCUGCUUCUUUCAUAUCUAAUAUUCGCGCCACUGCUGCAGAACCUAGAGACCUUAGAAAAUUGCAGAAUAAAAUUCUCAAGGAUUUAACCAAUUAUGGUGAAAAAGUGGACAAUGUUGAUGAGGGCAUAUCUUUGUUCAGGGAUCGUUUGGGAAGCAAACGUGUGCUGAUGAUUUUAGAUGAUGUGGAUGCUGUUGAACAGUUGAAUGCUUUGGUUGGGAACUGGCUGUGCUCUGGAAGCAGAGUUAUUAUAACUUCUAGAAACAAACACGUUCUCAAUGUUGCUCAGGUCUCACCCGAAGGUAUCCAUGAGAUUUGUGGAUUGGAGAUAAAUGAAGGCCUCCAAUUAUUUUGUUGGUACGCUUUUCUGAGAGCAGAUCCAAGUCCAGGUUUCGAAGAUCUGUCCAAAAGAAUUGUGGAAGCUUGUAAGGGGCAUCCUCUUUCAUUGGAAGUGAUUGGAUCCUUCUUGUAUGAUAAGCAGAAUGACUUAGGUUGCUGGAAGGAAGCUCUUGACAACAUUAUCCUCAAUCCAGAUAUUCUUGACAGGCUUUAUAUCAGUUAUAAAGCUCUCAGGGAUGAGGAAAAAGAAAUAUUUCUUGACAUUGCUUGCUUCUUUAUUGGAGAAGAAAAAGCAUAUCCCAUCAUUUUCUGGAAAUCCUUGUACAGAAUGGUAGACACUGCUCUCAAUAAUCUUUCAAUGAAGUCAUUGAUAAAGAUUGAUGGAAAAGGUAUAUUUGAUAUGCAUGAUCAUUUGCGAGAUAUGGGGCGAAUUAUUACUGAAAAAGAAAAAGAGCAUACCCGACUAUGGGAGGCUUCGCAUUUACGCAUCAUUUCCAACAAAGUCAAUUGCUCUCGCCUUCGAAUUGAUGGAGGCAAUCCACAAAGGCUUGAAAUUCUUUUCAGACCUGGUCUUCGUUAUCUUCAUUUGCAGAAUCUGUCAAUUGAAGGCAUGACAAAAGACACACUAGCCAUGCUUCCUCCAGAUUUGAUAUGGUUGAGGAUGGAAGAUUGUCGGCUUGAUAUUGGGAUUAACAGAGCAAAAAGGAAGCGACGUCACUCCUUUGCAGGUACCAGUUUGGAAUUGAAGACUAUGCAACUACAGUCCUGCCCUGGCGUUGACAACAUUGCUAUUUCCUCCCUAUUUUCACUUCCUACUAUGAAACUGCAGCACUUGAACUUGGGAGGGUGUGCAAGCUUAAAUAACCUCCCUAGUGUCAUUGGCAACCUAUCAGAGCUGCAGCAUCUGUAUUUGGGAGGGUGUGGAAUAUUAAAUAACCUCCCUGACACCAUUGGCAAACUGUUACAGCUGAAGCACUUGGAGUUGGCACAGUGUGGAAAUUUAAAUAACCUCCCUGAUACCAUUGGCAACCUGUCACAGUUGCAGCAUUUGGAUUUGGGAGGGUGUGGAAGCUUAAAUAACCUUCCUGAUACUAUUGGCAACUUGUCACAGCUGCAACACUUGAACUUGGGAGGGUGUCAAAGCUUGAAUAAUGUCUCUACUGCCAUUGGCAACCUGUCACAGUUGCAGCACUUGAACUUUGGAGGUUGUGGCAGCUUAAAUAAUGUGCCUGAUACCAUUGGCAACCUGUCACAGCUGCAACACUUGAAUUUGGGAUUUUGUGGAAGCUUAAAUAAGCUCCCCGAUACCAUUGGCAACCUGUCACAGCUGCAGCACUUGGAAUUGUCAGUGUACGAGGUUAAAUAAUCUCCAGAUACCAUUGGCAACCUCGCACAACUACAACAUUUGGACUUGCACCGUUGUAUAAGCUUAACAAACCUUCCCGAUACCAUUGGCAACCUGUUAAAUCUGCAGUACUUGAACUUGUUCCAGUGUGGAAGCUUACAGAAACUCCCUGAUACAAUCGGCAACUUAUCACAAUUACAACACUUGAACUUGAAAUGGUGUGGAAGCUUAAAUAGCCUCCCUGAUACCUUUGGCAACCUGACAAACUUGCAGCACCUGUACUUGGAAGUGUGUGGAAAUUUAUGUAACCUCCCCGAUACCUUUGGCAACCUGUCACAGGUGCAGCAGUUAGAUUUCAUGGGUUGUGGAAGCCUAAAUAAUCUCCCCGAUACCAUUGGUAACCUGUCACUACUGUGUUAUUUGUCCUUGUCAGGGUGUGGAAGCCUAAAUAACCUCCCAGAUACCAUUGGUAACCUGUCAGGACUGCAACACUUGUCCUUGGCAGGAUGUAGACGCCUAAAUAACCUCCCUCAAACCAUUGGCAAUCUGUCACAGCUGCAGCUGUUAAGUUUGAGAGAGUGUGAAAGCUUAAAUAACCUCCCUCAUACCAUUGGCAACCUGUCACAGCUGCAGCAGUUGGACUUGGCAGAGUGUAAAAGCUUAAAUAACCUCCCCGAUACCAUUGACAACCUGUCACAACUGAAACAGUUGAACUUGGGAGGGUGUAGAAGCUUAAAAAGCCUUCCUCAUACCAUUGGCAACCUGUCACAGCUGCAACACUUGAACUUGGAAGGGUGUGGAAGUUUGAAUAACCUCGCCGAUACCAUUAGCAACCUGCCACAGCUGAAGUUGAACAUGGGAUGAUGUGGAAGCUUAAAUAAUGGCCUUGAUACCAUUGGUAACGUCACACAGUUGCAGCAUAUAAAAGUGCAAGGAUAUGUAAGUCUAAAAUGGGAAGGAUGUAUAAGGAAUUAUAUAACUAUUAAAUUUUACAGAAAGGAAGAAAUCGAUUUUUUUUAUUUGCUUC